AUGCCUGCGCGCACUCGCCAUGCUGUUACAUCGACGGCCGAGGUCGUCGAGCCGGAGGAAGAGCAGAAUGGUCUCCACAAACUGCGAUUCAACGAGCCCUUAUCAUGGCGCGUGGGAAAAUCCGCCAUUCCUGUCGCCGAUUUAUUGAGCCGACUCCAGAUCCUUGCGCAUGAGCUAUCAACAACUGAACAGGAUGAUAUUGACAAGGCUUCGUUGAAAAAGGUUUCUCAAGAACUGGCAAACGGUCAUUUGCUGGCCCACCGCGACAAGGGAGUACGUGCUUGGGUCACCAGUUGUAUCGUGGAUAUUCUACGUUUAUGCGCGCCGGAUGCCCCCUUUACCGGAAAUCAAUUGAAGGAUAUAUUUACGUGCAUCGUAACUUCAAUCAUUCCGGCUCUCGCAGACCCCUCGAAUGCCUAUAACACGCAGCACAUCUAUGUCUUGAACUCACUGGCCGAAGUCAAGAGUAUCGUGCUUUUGACUGAUCUCGACGCCCCCGAUGCUUUAAUUUUUCCUCUAUUCAACUCAUGCUUCGACAUCGUGGAAGGGUCUUCGAAGUCUUCCACCGGAGAACAAGUCGCAAAGAAUGUCGAAUACGAUAUGACUCGCCUGCUGGUGACGGUUAUUGACGAGUCGCCGACCUUGGCACCAGAAGUGGUCGAUAUCCUGAUCACACAGUUCCUUCGUGUCGAACCGCGCGUCUUCGAACAGUCGGGAAAAAAGGCCAAAAAGAUCGAGCUCGACCCGAGCCAGGACACCCUCCUUCUCAAAGACUACCCAGCAGCCUAUGAUAUGGCCAAGGCUAUAUGUCAUGCGUGCCCCGAAAAGAUGACAAGCUACAUCAGCCAAUACUUCAACAAUGUCAUUAUCGAUGCGUCUGCCCCGUCAGAGACUGCCAACGGGUCCAAGAACUCGGCAAACCGCAGACAUAGCUUAGACGAAUCAGACGAUGAGACUGAAGAUAUCAAAGAGCUUGGAAAAGCCCAUCGUUUGAUUAGAGAGCUAUGGCGCGCAUGUCCCGACGUGUUGCAGAACGUUAUUCCGCAGUUAGAGGCAGAACUGUCAGCGGAAUCGGUAUCUCUUCGUCUUCUUGCAACCGAGACUAUUGGCGACCUUGCCGCUGGCAUUGGAUUGUCGGGUCCUCCUCCAGCUCCCCCAAUGGACCCUGCACAAUAUCCGCCUGUCACCUUGAUAGGAUAUCCGGAAACAGUACCCCAGCCGAAUGUACUCCAGAAACCAUUAGCACCGAAGCCUUUUGCCCAAGUGCAUUCAUCUGCAUACGAGAGUUUCCUCAGUCGUCGCCAGGACAAGUCUGCUUCGGUCCGCUCAGCAUGGACUACAGCCAUAGGGCGUAUCGUGCGUACUUCUGCGGGUGGCUCCGGCUUGAGCGAAAGUGACGAACAGUCCCUGGUGAAAAGUCUGGCCAAUAUGCUCCGUGAUGCUGAUGACAAGGUGCGACUAGCCGGCGUUGAAGCUAUUGGAUCCAUGGGUUUCACAGAUAUUGUGAACAAGCUGGGCGUUGCUGGUGGCCUCGGAUCGGCUGACUCGAUCUUUUCUAUCCUUGCUGAACGUGUCAAGGACCGAAAACCGACCGUCCGGGACCGCGCGAUGAGAGUAUUCGCAAGGAUAUGGGCAGUCGCUAUUGGUGAGAUCGAAGAGGGCAAUGAACAGGUUCUGUCACUUCUCAAAGAUGCACCAUCCAAAAUUUAUGACGCAUUCUACACGAAUGACCCCGAGAUUCAAGCUCUCAUUGAUCGCGUGCAGUUCGAGUACCUACUUCCCAUCAGCUAUCCCGGCUCUAAGUCAAAGAAUAAGGGCAAAGAUGUCGAAGGCACGAUGGACAGAGUUCGAGUACAGCGCAUUCUCACUCUUAUCAAGAGUCUCGAUGAUAAGGCCAAGAAGGUGUUCUUUGCAUUCCAGAAUCGACAAUUGAACAUAAGAACGGCAUUGAAUGUGUAUCUACAGGCCUGCGAGGAAUACAAUGGCGGUAUCAUCGAGAAAGAUGAAGAGCGAAUUAAGGCUCAACUUGGUAGAGUUGUUGACCUUGUUUCAAAGUCCCUUCCAGACAGCACUCGUGUUUCGGCGGAUCUAUGGAAGUUCGCUAAAACGCAUGACCGACGAAAUUAUCAGCUUAUACGCUUUGCUAUGGCGGCGCAAAGCGACUAUCGGACAGUCACCAAAGCCAUCAAAGAACUAGCCAAGAGGAUACAAAGUGGAAACACUCCGUCUUUGCUCGAUACACUCACCCCGCUGCUCUAUCGUGCUAGCUCCCUUGUAUUUAACAGGAGCCAUAUUCCAGCUAUCAUGGAAUUUUCACGAACCGAUGAUAAGGGACUUGCACUUCCUGCCCAAGAAAUAUUGAAAGAAAUCUCGUCCCGCAACCCGGAAGUGUUGGAAGCGCAAGUGCAGGAAAUGUGCAAGGACUUAGAAGAGCAGGCUCCAAGCGCAAAAACACCGGAUGACUUGGGAUCAGAAGAGAUUCUAAAAGCCUGCUCUGGUUUCGCCAAGAAGCUGCCCGAGAAACUCCCUAAAGAAAGAAAGUUCCUGCAAGCUCUCAAUGCCUAUGCUCUAUACAGCUCAUCUCCUCGAGCCGCGAAGCACGCUGUAUCUAUUAUUAUGGCUAUUGCGGAUAAAAAGGAGAUGUACGCCAAAGACCUCGUGCAGAAAUGCGUCAAAGACUGCGAAUAUGGCUCSACUCACUUCUUGACGCGCUUAGCUACACUUGCGCAACUUAAUCUCCUUGCUCCCAAAGAAGUCGAUGGCGAGAGUACUAAAAUCAUAUCUAUUGCAGUUGAUAAAAUUCUACUUGUGAACCGAUCAAAGCAGCCGGACUCGGGCUAUACUUGGUCAGAAGAGCUUGAUGAGGAGACAAAAGCCAAACAAUGGGCACUUAGGAUCAUUGUUAACCGACUGCGAGGAAAAGACGGCGCAGAAGAAGAUGAGUUUCAGAAGCUUGCCGAACCAGUUUACGGUAUUUUGAACAAGCUCGUUGCUGGCGAGGGUGAAAUCUCGAAGAAGAAAGAUACACCUGAUACUCAGAAACCUCGAUUGCGCCUCGAUGCCGCCAAGUUGCUGAUGAAAUUAUCCGCCUCACAUGCAUCGUGUGACCAACUUCUGUCACCAAAACAUUUCAAUUCGCUGGCUCUGAUUGUCCAAGAUCGCCUUCUACCUGUGAGAUCCGGUUUCGUCAAUGGAUUACGAAAGAGAUUGUCUCAAAAGUCUUUCCUAAGUGUUCGAUGGUAUACUUUACCGUGCUUACUUGCGUUUGAGCCUAGUAUCACUUUAAAGGACAGCACCCUCACGUGGCUUCGCUCACGGGCAUCAGGUUUUUCUCGUCAGAUGGCAGCCAACAGCAAAGCCAAGGAACAACAGCAACCUGUGAUGGAAUCUAUGUUUGCGCGCCUUCUUUCUUUACUCGCCUAUCACCCCGAUUAUCCUCCUGCCAGUGAAGUCGCCGAGACUCGCAUGGCUGAGCUGGCAGAUUUCUCUCGAUAUAUCCUCUUUUAUCUGUCUGCGGUCGCGAAUGAGAACAACAUUUCUUUAAUAUUCCAUGUUGCGCAACGAGUCAAACAAACGAGAGAUGGCAUCAGCAAGUCUGAUGAAAUUACAGAACGGCUUCAUACGUUAUCAGAUCUAGCGCAGGCAACCAUCCGCCGGUUCGCAGAGGUAUAUGCACAGCAGAACCGGAUUGGGGGUGCAACCGGCGGUGCAAGUAUUCUUCAGACAUACCCAGGCAAAUUGAGGCUUCCUAGUUCAUUGUUUGCUGCCAUGGCAAGCCACAAAGAGGCACAAGAAGUCGCCGACAAGAAUUUUCUUCCAGAAGAUAUUGAAGACAGUCUUGAUAGUAUUGUACGGGCGUGGAUGCGGCCGAGGAAAUUGACUCAGGCGACCAUCACUAGUAAAAAGAGGAAGAGCGAACAUGCCGAGACAAACGGUCAAGGUGAAGUCAAAAAGGCCCGCAAGAAGUCCUCCACUACACCGCGAAGAAUUUCCACAUCUGCAACUACGAAAAUACCACACAAGAAGAGGGCCGAAGAGGACGAGUGGGGCUCUGAUUACGAUGGAGAUAAGAAAGCUCUUGCAGCGGAGCGAAGGCGAAGCGGCCGAGGCGCAUCUAAGAAGAUUAGCUAUGCUGAUCGUGAUAGCGACGAGGAUGACCAAGAGAUGGAGGACUUGAAUGGAGAUGAAAAUGGCGAGGAAGAGGAGGAGGACGAAGACGAAGCUAAAGAAAGCGAGGCGGAAGACGCUGCCAGUGCGAACGAUGACGAGGAAUUGAGCGAUGCACCAGAAGAAGACGAAGACGAAGAGGAUGAAAAAAUAGAAGAAAAGCAAACAACAUCAAAGACAAAGGCAGCCGCAAAGAACGCAUUGUCUAGUCCUACAAAACCCGCCAGAACCGAGACAUUACCAGUGCGACGUUCGAGUAGACGAUAA
This is a messenger RNA of Talaromyces amestolkiae, 4434 nucleotides long. RefSeq lists its product as uncharacterized. Bases 1 to 4434 code for a protein of 1477 amino acids. The transcript is spliced from 3 exons. Gene Ontology annotation, cellular component: chromatin; nucleus. Gene Ontology annotation, biological process: DNA repair; mitotic sister chromatid cohesion. The record is from RefSeq and is a predicted model, not a curated record. NCBI's taxonomy places the organism in Eukaryota, Fungi, Ascomycota, Eurotiomycetes, Eurotiales, Trichocomaceae.